Messenger RNA from Plectropomus leopardus (leopard coralgrouper), 2887 nucleotides. The record is from RefSeq and is a predicted model, not a curated record. Lineage: Eukaryota; Metazoa; Chordata; Actinopteri; Perciformes; Serranidae.
AUGCCGGAUUUUGAAAGAGUCUUGUGGAACCUUUCCUCGUGUGAUGCAGUGAAGAUGACCAUCAUCCGUGACGCUCUGUCCACGCUGACCAACACAGUCGUCAUCCCCCACUCGGGCUGGAGCAGCGUCUCGCACCGCGACGAACACAAAGUCAAGUUUCAGUCGUCCCUCCUGCUGCGAAACACCACCGGCUGUCUGAGGAACCUGAGCUCAGCAGGGGAGGAGGCGAGGAGUCAGCUGCGUUGCUGUGAAGGUCUGGUCGACUCGUUGCUCCACGUCCUCAAAGCCUGCGUCAACACAUCCGACUAUGACAGCAAGAUCGUGGAGAACAGCGUCUGCACCCUGAGGAACCUCUCGUACCGGCUGGAGGUGGAGAUGCCCUCCUCUCGUCUCCUCGGCAACCAGGAGCUGGACACCCUGCUGGGCUUCUCGUCCCCGGCCAAGGAGCUGGACUACCUCUGCUGGGGCAAGAGGAGGCGCGGCAGGAAGAGGGGCGGCUGGCCCGACGACAAGUGGGACGGCGUCGGGCCGGUCCCGGGCUUCUCGCAGCCUCUGAGGGGGGCGGAGCUGCUGUGGCACCCGAUGGUGGUGAAGCCAUACCUCAACCUGCUGGCCGAGAGCUCCAACCCGGCCACGCUGGAGGGCGCCGCGGGGUCGCUGCAAAACCUCUCAGCUGGAAACUGGAAGUUCUCAGCUUACAUCCGAGCAGCGGUGCGUAAAGAGAAAGGUCUGCCCAUCCUGGUGGAGCUGCUGAGGAUGGACAACGACCGGGUCGUCUGCUCCGUCGCCACCGCCCUCCGCAACAUGGCGCUGGACAGCCGAAACAAGGAGCUGAUAGGAAAAUACGCCAUGCGGGAUCUGGUGACCCGGCUUCCCGGCAGCAGUCCAACGGUGCUGUCGGACGAAACGGUGGCGUCGGUGUGCUGCACGCUGCACGAGGUCACCAGCCGCAACAUGGAAAACGCCAAAGCUUUAGCGGACAGCGGAGGCAUCGAGAAGCUGGUGGACAUCAGUAAAGGACGAGGGAAAGGGUACUCGAUGAAGGUGGUGAAGGCAGCAGCUCAGGUGUUGAAUACGUUGUGGCAGUACAGAGAGCUGAGGAACCUCUACAAACAGGACGGCUGGAACUACACUCACUUCGUCACUCCCGUCUCCACACUGGAGCGAGACCGCUACCUUUCACAGCCGACGCUGCCCACCAGCCCGCUGCAGAUGUCCCCCGUCAUCCAAUCAGGUGGUAGUGCAACAUCCUCGCCGGCGAUGCUCGGGAUAAGAAGACACAGUUCGAACUAUCAGAGAGCGCAGUCAUCUAUGCAACUCGACACGUAUUAUGGAGACAACAGUUUACACAAGCGGCAGUACACAGGGUCUGAGAAGAAAACUCCGUAUUUCAUUGGGACCUAUUCCUCCCAGUCAGGAGAGGACUUAAGGAGGUCCCAGCACACAGAGCCAUUUUACGACGAACCCGACAGGAAGAACUACAACAGCUACAGAAUGUACCUGUCGUCCCCACAAGGCUACGGAGAGGAGCAGUACGAGGACGAGCCGGUCCACCUGACCCCGUCCUCCCCCGACGGCUACGCCGGCCAGUCGCUCCAGUUCAAAGCCAACACCAACUACGUGGACUUCUACUCCACCACGCGGAGGCCUUCAAACAGGGCCAACAAGUUCACCGGCUCCCCCGACUCCUGGGUGUAAAAACUGAAACGGACACCGUGUACGUUGAGCUUCUGUUUCUGUGGGUGUUUGUGUGUGUGGGGGCGUGCACUGUGUGAAAGGGUGAGGAUGCAUGUGGAUGUGUGUGCAUCUGUUUUGAAACUGUGCUGAAUGACCAGGGCUGGGUUUGCCACGUGCAGCUUUUAACUCAAUAAGACCACAUGCAAAAUAAAGCAGAUAAAUCCAAACUAUUCCUCAAAGUAAAGGAAAUUCAGAUGUUUCUUUCAAAACACCUCAUAAAUGUUGAAAACAGGUAAAAAUAUACAUGUAUUACUGACUUUGAGUUACACUGUUAAACUUUUUCAUAGCAUUUUAAGUUUUUUAGGCCUAAAUGGACACAAUAAAGUCGCUGCUCUCUUGUUCUAUGCAAAAAGAGGAGAAACAGCUGGAGUGAACAAGAUUCACCAAAUAGCACUUAAUUUAAUGAGAAAUCUUAGUUUUUGAAGCUGUUUCAUCUGCACUGUCUUUUCUCACUGAAGUAAUGCAGCCUAACAACAGACAAUGGUAGCAAGUUGAGGCGACAAAAUACUAAUAAAAUAAGUAUUUUUAAAAUUUUAAAAGGGGGAUUAUAUUGAUGCCGAAUUGACAAGAAUACUGUCAGCACAUGACCUGUUUUACCUUGUAUCUGUAGAGUUAUUUGUUUUUGCAGACAUUUAAGAAAUUGCUAAAAUGUCGUAUUUCUUAAAGGGAAUUUGGUGUAAUAUUUUCACCAGGAGCAGGAUGGGAAAAAAUAAGAAUCUAGUUUUUGUCUAAAUAGUCACCCUGCAAGAUCUAAAAUCUUUGUAAAAUCUUGUCAAAAGAGAGUUGCCUUUUAAAAUUGAAUUUUUACCAUUAAAGGAAGUUUAUGUUUUUAUAGUUUAUUUAACAGGGACAAUGCAAAUUCACACUUGAGCCUGUUACAAACAAGCUGUAGUAACUAAUGUUUACACCUGUUUUCCAGUCAGAUCACGAUGAGGAGGUGCAUUUAUGCUCCCUCUGGCACAGUCAUCUUAAUGUCCUGUGCCAUGAUGCGCCAUUAUUUCCAAAUAUUUGUGUGUGUGUGUGUGUGUGUGUGUGUGUGUGUGUGUAUGUAUGUGUGUGGUAGCACUGCUUCAGUCACGAAGGGGCACACGAGGUGGACGAGGGAGUUUAUACGGGAACAUCACAAUAAUAAUAAUAAUAAUAAUAAUAA